AUGGCUACACCAAAUAUAAAAAAACAGCUUAGAACUUCAACAGGUUCUAGCAGAAAAAAUAUCAGUUAUGCGUGGGCAUUACAGCUUGCGUUCCUAGACAGUUUUAAUGUGCCACGAGCGUCUUUUUCGAACGUCUCAUUAGAUUCUACACAGCUUUCUCCACGAACUCAAAUACCUGCACUAGAUUCUAAAAAUUCACAAGAUAUGACAUCACAAUAUAAUCCACCACGACUACCAUCAUCAUUGUCAUCAUCACAGGUUCAACCAUUAGCUCAGGCCCUGCCUCCAGAAUCGCCAGCUAAUACACUUACGGCAUCAACAUUAAGAGUUUCAUAUCGCAAUAAAAGACAAUCAUCAGAGAUCAGAAGGAAUGAAGAUGAUGUUGGGAGAGUGUAA
Molecule: messenger RNA, 396 nt
Organism: Pieris macdunnoughi
Lineage: Eukaryota; Metazoa; Arthropoda; Insecta; Lepidoptera; Pieridae
Source: the annotation of a GenBank genome assembly